GAUUGUUUCCAGCAUGCUGCUGCGGGGAAGCCAGGCGCUCCGACGCUUCUCCACUGGCCGGGUUUGUUUCAAAAACAAGCUGAAAUUGGCACUUAUUGGCCAGAGCCUCUUUGGACAGGAAGUCUAUAGUCACCUCCGAAAGGAGGGCCACCGAGUAGUUGGAGUAUUCACAGUUCCAGACAAGGAUGGAAAAGCUGAUCCACUGGCUUUGGCUGCAGAGAAAGAUGGAACCCCUGUGUUCAAGUUCCCUAGAUGGAGAGUCAAGGGCAAGACUAUCAAGGAGGUGGUGGAAGCCUACAGAUCUGUAGGUGCCGAGCUAAAUGUACUUCCCUUCUGUACGCAGUUCAUCCCCAUGGAUGUUAUUGACAGCCCAAGACAUGGCUCCAUCAUUUAUCACCCCUCCAUCUUGCCUAGGCAUAGAGGGGCUUCUGCCAUCAACUGGACUCUGGUUAUGGGAGAUAAGAAAGCUGGAUUUUCGGUUUUCUGGGCUGAUGAUGGUUUAGAUACAGGACCCAUCCUUCUUCAGAGAUCAUGUGACGUCGAACCCAAUGAUACAGUGGAUACACUUUAUAAUCGAUUCCUCUUUCCUGAAGGAAUCAAGGCCAUGGUAGAAGCUGUCCAACUCAUAGCUGAUGGAAAAGCUCCUCGGAUAUCCCAACCAAAGGAGGGGGCAACAUAUGAAGGUAUCCAGAAAAAGGAAAAUGCUGAGAUUUCUUGGGAUCAGUCUGCUGAAGUUUUACAUAACUGGAUUCGGGGUCAUGAUAAAGUACCUGGAGCCUGGACAAAGAUAAAUGGGCAGAUGGUCACAUUCUAUGGUUCAUCAUUGCUAAAAAGUUCUGUGCCUCCUGGGGAACCACUGGAAAUUCAAGGUGCCAAGAAGCCUGGUCUUGUUACCAAAGCUGGACUCGUUCUUUUUGGGAAUGAUGGAAAAGCACUUAUGGUGAGAAAUCUACAGUUUGAAGAUGGAAAAAUGAUCCCAGCCUCUCAGUACUUUUCGGCAGGGGAAAUGUCCGUGGUAGAACUUACAGCUGAAGAAAUGAAGGUGGCAGAGACCAUCAAGGUAAUCUGGGCUGGGAUUUUAAGCAACGUCCCUAUGAUUGAAGAUUCCACAGACUUCUUCAAAUCUGGAGCAAGCUCAAUGGAUGUUGUGAGGCUGGUUGAAGAGAUCAGACAAAGGUGUGGUGGACUUCAGUUACAGAAUGAAGAUGUCUACAUGGCCACUAAGUUUGGAGACUUCAUUCAGAAGGUUGUGAGGAAACUGAGAGGAGAAGAUCAGGAGGCAGAGCUGGUGGUAGAUUAUGUUUCAAAGGAGGUCAAUGAAAUGACAAUUAAAAUGCCAUACCAGUGUUUCAUAAAUGGGCAGUUCAUGGAUGCGGAUGAUGGAAAGACUUAUGACACUAUCAACCCAACAGAUGGAUCUACAAUCUGCAAAGUAUCUUAUGCAUCUCUGGUGGAUGUUGACAAAGCUGUAGCAGCAGCCAAGGAUGCCUUUGAAAAUGGAGAAUGGGGAAGAAUGAAUGCCAGGGAAAGAGGAAGACUGAUGUACAGACUUGCAGACCUACUGGAAGAAAAUCAGGAAGAGCUGGCCACCAUAGAAGCCCUGGACUCAGGUGCUGUCUAUACCUUGGCUCUGAAGACGCACAUCGGAAUGUCUGUGCAAACCUUCAGAUACUUUGCUGGCUGGUGUGACAAAAUUCAGGGUUCUACAAUUCCAAUCAACCAGGCCCGUCCAAAUCGCAAUCUGACCUUCACCAAGAAGGAGCCCAUUGGUGUCUGUGCCAUCAUCAUCCCCUGGAACUACCCGCUGAUGAUGCUCGCUUGGAAGAGCGCUGCCUGUCUGGCAGCGGGUAACACGUUAGUGCUCAAGCCAGCACAGGUCACGCCCUUGACUGCUUUGAAGUUUGCAGAACUGUCUGUGAAAGCUGGCUUUCCAAAGGGGGUAAUCAACAUCAUUCCUGGCUCAGGGGGCAUAGCAGGACAGCACCUUUCUGAGCACCCCGACAUCCGCAAACUUGGUUUCACUGGUUCCACCACGAUCGGCAAACAAAUCAUGAAGAGCUGUGCUGUGAGCAACUUGAAGAAAGUUUCCCUUGAGCUUGGGGGCAAGUCUCCUCUUAUAAUAUUCAAUGACUGUGAACUGGACAAGGCUGUGCGAAUGGGCAUGGGUGCGGUGUUUUUCAACAAAGGAGAGAACUGCAUUGCAGCCGGGAGGUUGUUUGUGGAAGAAUCCAUCCAUGAUGAAUUUGUGACGAAAGUGGUGGAAGAAAUUAAAAAGAUGAAAAUUGGUGAUCCACUUGACAGAUCUACUGAUCAUGGGCCCCAAAAUCAUAAGGCCCACUUGGAAAAGCUCCUGCAAUACUGUGAAGCUGGAGUGAAGGAAGGGGCCACCUUGGUAUAUGGAGGAAGACAAGUUCAAAGACCAGGCUUUUUUAUGGAACCCACUGUGUUCACAGAUGUGGAAGACCACAUGUACCUUGCCAAAGAGGAAUCCUUUGGACCAAUUAUGGUCAUUUCUAAAUUUCCAAAUGGGGACAUCAAUGGAGUGCUGCAGCGAGCAAACAGCACAGAGUAUGGCCUGGCCUCAGGGGUUUUCACAAGAGACAUAAACAAGGCCAUGUACGUGAGUGAAAAGCUGGAAGCAGGGACCGUUUUUAUUAACACAUACAACAAGACGGAUGUGGCUGCCCCAUUUGGUGGGGUGAAGCAAUCUGGCUUUGGAAAAGACCUGGGUGAGGAAGCUCUGAACGAAUACCUCAAAACCAAGACUGUGACACUGGAGUAUUAGAGCAACACCACCACCAGAAACCCUUGGCAGACAGCACGACUUCUCAAAUCUCCAGAUGUGAAAGAAGCAGGGUGUGCUAAGGAUUUCUUUUUUGCCAUGAGAAAAAACAAAAUCACACCCAGACCACAAAAAGAGCCAGGCCCCUUGUCUGAGCAUUUGCUCAUGUGCCUGAAUACUUACUUUCAAAAGCACCUUUUAUACCUGAAAACAAUUUCCAUGGUUGGUUUUGUAUCAUCCACAUUUCUAAAAUACCAAGGUGCUCAUUCCCUAUCAACACUAAUCUGUUCAUGACCAACCAUUGUGAAAAUGUCAGUUUCAUGCAGCUACUGCACAGGUGCAUUUAUAUGACCACCUUUGUGUGUGGGCAGGUUUUAACCUCUGAACCAUACAUAUGGUUAUUAAAAAG
Molecule: messenger RNA, 3191 nt
Organism: Dipodomys ordii (Ord's kangaroo rat)
Lineage: Eukaryota; Metazoa; Chordata; Mammalia; Rodentia; Heteromyidae
Gene: Aldh1l2
Product: aldehyde dehydrogenase 1 family, member L2
Exons: 23
Coding region: 14-2785 (923 amino acids)
Biological process (GO): 10-formyltetrahydrofolate catabolic process; biosynthetic process; one-carbon metabolic process
Cellular component (GO): cytoplasm
Molecular function (GO): formyltetrahydrofolate dehydrogenase activity; aldehyde dehydrogenase (NAD+) activity
Source: RefSeq, a predicted model, not a curated record